AUGGCGACCGCGACCGCAGAGGCCGACUCCGAAGAGUCCUCUGCUCAUCCUCAUGCUCCUCCUCAACCUCAACAACCGCAGGCUCAUCCGGCACAGUCCCAGAACCCCGGCCCAAAACCUCCUACCUUUUAUGGUUAUCUGUUCGGCCCAGACAAGGCGCCAACGCCGAUAUUCGAUGCUCUCCUUCGCGCCAUCGCCCUACACAUUAUUCGCGACGUUGGCGAUAGACAUGUUCAAGCCUUGACCCCUCAAAAGCUGGCCGCCUUCUACAAGGCCGUCGGUGGUGACUAUGACUCCCUAUUCGUCGAUAUGCCGUAUCCCGCCAUAUCCUACAUUUGGCAGGUUACCGGGUGCCAGCACUCCAUGCAGCCCUCCGAAAACGAUUUCGACGCCCCUUCCGUCCCGGCCUUGACCCUUCGUGGCUUCGUUCGGUGGGAGUCGAUUGAGAUACUGCUGAGCCCGGAAGAGCAUGUACCGUUCAUUCAGCAGGCCGUCAAGAGUUGGAACUUGAAGCAUCCUGAGACGGGCGAAUCUUUCCCCCCCGAUCUACCUGCAGAUGCUCUCCCCAGCGAACCAGACGCCGGAAUCGAGAAAUGGCACAAAAAAUGCGCUGAGAAAUUGAGGAAGGCCGCAGUGCCAGAGGAGGAGCCGGCAUCACCAAAGACUGCUCCUAGUCGCCCAGCAGAAAGAGACGAGCCGAGAGUGAAGGCAGCAUACGUGCACGUCCGGAAUCCCUAUCCUCCCAAGGGAUCACCGAAACCCUCGCCUCCGCCUCGUGGUUCCCAGGCAGACUACUUUGUUCCGCCAACCCGGCCAGUUGCUUAUAGUCAUGUUCCUGGGGGUCACGCCGCGAAUCGAUACCCCCCAUCUCGCCUCAAUAUCCCUCAGAGGACCCCGGAGCAAGAUCGAUUCAGAGGACAAAAUUCUCCCGGCGACCGUCGGCGGCGUAGCUUCUCUGACUACCCAUCCCCUCCCCAGGAUCCCCUGCACGCCAACUCCGAGCAUAUACAUCCCAGUCGGCCGCCCAUGCAACCCCGCCGGCACAGCCAACCUCGACACUAUUCUUCGUCCUCGACGUCUGAUUCCGACGACCCGGCGAGUCCGCGAUCUAAACGUCGGCCUCACACACAUCAUUCGAAUGAACCGCCGCCGCCUGGUUUCCGACGUAUGGGUGCUCCCUCAGUACCCCAGCCGCCACCAGUAACUCGUGUACAUCGUGCGGAACUAAGACCAGAAGAUGCACGACGUCGCAGUAUACCAGUCGUAGAUGGCAUCAGGGAGAAAAUCAGCGAGAAAGUGGCGUCUAUUCUUCCCACUGGUCGAUCACCAGAAAGACAUCGAAGUACCUCCGGUCGCCGAAGCGAUCCCCCAUCUCGCCGCAGCCGAGAGCACCUGCCUUCUUCCAGGCUCAACCGCAGUUGGCCUGAUAUUGCGUCGGAAGACUCCGAAGCUUCGGACUCGGAAGCAGAGCGCCGACGUCGAUUGAAAGCCCGAGACCGUAGAGAUAUGGAAGAACGAGAGCAGCGGGAGAGGGAAAGGGCCAGAGAGAGAGAUCGCGGUCGAGACCGCGACCGUAGACGCGAAAGAGAAAGAGAGAGGGACCGUGACAGAGACCCAGAACGUGAGCGUGAGCGUGAUCGCGUCGUGAACUGGGAGAGAGAAGAGGAUAUCGAGGCUCGCAAGCGAAGAGAACGACCGGUCGUGCGCCCCGAAGCGACACGCCGAACGAGUAGUCAUGCAGACGUGGACCGCAUGCGAGGACGGCCAGAGCCCCCAUGGGACCCUCGGGAUCCUCGCGAUCGGGACUUGAGAGAUGAUAGAGAUAGAAAGCGUUGGAGAGAACGCGGGGGGAGCCCGGUCAUAUCUGGCGUUGGGGGGCGACAAUACCCAGCUCCGCCGAUUCGGAACUAA
Colletotrichum orchidophilum is the source of this 1911-nucleotide messenger RNA. RefSeq lists its product as uncharacterized. NCBI's taxonomy places the organism in Eukaryota, Fungi, Ascomycota, Sordariomycetes, Glomerellales, Glomerellaceae. The transcript has 3 exons. The record is from RefSeq and is a predicted model, not a curated record. Bases 1 to 1911 code for a protein of 636 amino acids.